This is a messenger RNA of Aaosphaeria arxii CBS 175.79, 2852 nucleotides long. RefSeq names its product alpha/beta-hydrolase. Gene Ontology annotation, biological process: lipid metabolic process. Lineage: Eukaryota; Fungi; Ascomycota; Dothideomycetes; Pleosporales. The transcript has 2 exons. The record is from RefSeq and is a predicted model, not a curated record. Bases 475 to 2376 code for a protein of 633 amino acids.
CUCUGGAGUUGUCCAUUCCUUUUCUCUUUCUCUUACCGCCUGUUUGACCUCGGUCGUCUUCCUGCUCGCUAUACAUUGAAUAGUCGUAACAUCAAGCAAGGUGAUCGAGGAUUGAUGGAAUGAAUGAAUGGACGAUUCGAAUAAAUUGACUGGUACAAUGGAUAUGACGCUACUGUGACUGGAUGCGCAAGCAAGCAAAAAGAGCAGGGAUCUAUUGCAAAGAAAAAUCACUGGGCACGCGGCUUCAAUGACUUGGGGACUCGGCUACCACAAGAACGACUACGACUUCGACUGCCAUUGACCUACAAACAAUUUACAGAGGAUUCCAGGACUCGGUAACGGGUCCGUCAUUCGUUUGGGACUCUAUUCAAUCGCUCUUCGCCAUCCUCUAUCACCUUUACAUAUCCAAAGUCACCCGUGGCUCGAUUGACCUUCUAAGCACACCAGGCUGUGCAAGACCAUAUCAAUCACACGAUGACGAACCUAUUCCUUGGCCAUGGUCAAGGCAAUGGUCACGGCCAUGAACGACGCAGACGCAAACACUCGUCCUCGCACAAGUCGUCCCAAUCGCAGGCUAUCCCACAAAGCAACACCUACGCUACGACCUCGACCGUUUACUUGCAACAACAUGCAGCCUCACCGUCGGCUCCAGCGGUUCAGGCACCCAACCAUUCUCAAUCACACAUACAUCCAGCAUUUAGAGUACCCCGCGGUUCUGCACCGACUGCACCUCAUCCUGUUUAUGGUCCAGUUCCACAAUGUGCACCGCCUACCUCACUACCAUAUGGAUCCCCUCCCUCCCAUCCGGCCACCCACGCACAAGUCAACCCAUCCACCAUCAGCUUCGCAGCCUCGCCGCCACAAGGCCAGAAGGAAAGAAGGGGACCUUUCGACAGUUACUUCAACCGCGUGGACCGUCUAGCUUCAAAGUCAUACGCAGACCUGAAGAACAGUACAGGAAAAAGCACCACAAACCUUGUGUCCAAGACGUCCCAAUACUUCGACAAUUCUACACAAGCCGUGGCGAAGAAGAGCACGCAGGCCCUCAACCACGGUGCUGCUCUCUGCGAUAUCAUCAGCUCUAAGCUCGACGCUGUGAUCACGAGCAUCGAUGGCGAUUUGUUCAGCGGGAAGGAGCAGGAUCUCUUCAUCCAGGACACGGGUACACCCCCACAACCAUCUCGUUCCCACCCGUCCUCGAGUUCGAAUCAGAACUCGAGUUCAAAGUUCCAUCGGUCGGAGGGCAGUUCGAGGGGCAACCUCCCUGAUGCGCUGUAUGGGUCGAAUGACGCUUCUACGAAGGGGUUGAAUCACUUCUCGAAGGUUUGGCUCUACAAGAACUCGAGGCUCCCGCCACAUUUACCCCCUUUCAAGGUAUAUAUGCCCACUUACCCUCUCCUCUGCCUAGCAGCAACCUACUCAGAGCGAGUCUACACACCCCCAGCACCUAAGACGUCCGAGAAAGAAGCCCACAUCCCAUCGGACUGGCGCAGCGGCACGAAAGCCAUGGUCCUCAAGUCCGUCCCAAUCGACGACAUGCACACGAUCGUAUUCGCAAUCCGGGGAUCCGCCACCUUCAUGGACUGGGCCGUCAACUACCGCUCCGACCCGUCCGCCCCUACCAACUUCCUCGACGACCCAGGCAACCUCUGCCACGCAGGGUUCCUCUACGUCGCGCGCAAGAUGGUCGCCCCCGUCGCCGAGCGCCUGCGCUCCCUCCUCCAGGAGAACCCCUCCCGCUCCCACUGCAGCCUCCUGAUCACCGGCCACUCCGCCGGCGGCGCCGUCGCCGCCCUCCUCUACGCACACAUGAUGUCCACGACCAUCGACUCGGAGCUCUCGCACCUCACCGGCUUCUUCAAGCGCGUCCACUGCGUCACCUUCGGCGCCCCGCCCGUCACGCUGCUCCCGCUCGCGAAACCCGCGGAUAAGAGACAUCGGAAGAGCCUGUUCUACAACUUCAUCAACGAGGGGGACCCCGUGCCCAGGGCGGACAAGUUGAUCGUGAGGAGUCUGCUUAAACUUUACGCCUCCCCUGCCCCGUCGACGUCGUCAAGUUCCUCGCUUCUUCCCUCCUCACUGUCGAAACUCAACUUGUCGUCUACGUCGUCUGCGCCGGCUGCAGCAGCGGCAGUGAUGGCAGCAGCGCAGCCGACGUGGCCGAUCCCUGCGACGACGCUGAGUCCGGCUGGACGGCUCAUUGUGCUGAGGAAGAGGCCAGGCGGGAAGGACGAGGACGAUGUUGAGGCAGUGACGGUCGACGACGAUAUGUUGAGGAAGGUGGUGUAUGGGGAUCCGGUCAAGCAUAUGAUGGGAGUUUACAGGAGGAGGGUUGAGUGCUUGGCUGUUAGGGCUGUCACUGCUGGGGGUUAUUGAGGGGGGAGUAGAAGGGACGAGGUUGUAUGAUUCGUAUCGAUACCCAGUUUUAUAGAAAGAGAGAGAAAGAAAGAGAUAAAGGGGAAGACAGUUGGUGAUUAAGGAGAUAGUAGGUUCCAUGGAGGAUUGGAAGUGCAGACAUUACUUUUCGAGAGGGAAAUUCCCGUGGUUUGUCGUUCAACGUACAUUACUUGGAAGUGUUAGUGGGAUUUUUAUGACAUGAGACAUUGUGUUAACGACCCUCAAUUCGUAUUUAGCAAUAUGAUGGCAUUACUCUAAAAGGGCUCGGUAUCCUCCAGGACUUCAGCGAAUUACUUCCAUCUCCAAUUUCCCGAAUCGAUCCCCCUUGGAAAGCAACCAUCUAAAUCACUGAUCCAAAUUUCUUCCUCACACCAUCUCAAAGCCCCGUAUCAACACCCAUACGAGACCCUCCACCCCUGCACAGGCUCCGCCGGCGGCGCCACAUUCAAGAAAUC